AUGAUCGAAGCAGCCGUGAUAUCAUACCCAAGGUUUUUGUUUGACGAUCGAAGGAAUGGUCGAUUGUAUGAUCGAAGGAGCCGUGAUAUCGUUCCAAGGGCUUUUGGCGAUGUGUUCGAUCGAUGGCACAGGAAUGCUGUGAUAUCGUACCCAAGGGUUUCGAGUGGUGGGUCAAUCGGAGGCGCAGAGGUCGAGCAGAAGCUUUCAGAAGCCGACGAAGCCUGUGAUGUCGUGCUCAAGGGUUUCGGGCGACGAAGUCGAUCGACAGCGCAGAGAGAUGCUCCCCGGGCAGGGGCACGUCCGCACCGGCACACCUCGCCCACAAGCCGAAAGGAGGCUAAGGAUCGAAGAAGGGGUCCCGCUCCCCACUGUGUGGCUGGGGCAGCCAACCUUCGAAAGGGGCAGCCUCUGUUGUCCAAGUUAGCGAAGAAACGCAGGCGACAAUGGGCUGCUCCAGGAAUGAUACUUACUGCGGCUGACCCAAUCGAAGGCUUUGCCCCAGAAGCUCCAGCCUGUCAAGGCAACUCCACCCAAGAGCAGAGCAUCCAGGGCCUUUUGCAAGGCCCAUUUUUUCACCUCACGAAGAGGCGAGAUGGUGCUCUCAGGCUUCGAAGCCUCAACAGGCCGAAAUUGACCAGUGGGGAGGGCCCUUGUCCUUCUCGUCACCGGGGUCCUCCGAUACGCCCUGUGGGGUCGAUGGUAUGCGCGGAUAUUGGCACUAUUGAGCGGACACAUGUCAGCAAUCACCGAGGCAAGGAGCUGAGGAGAAAUGGGUUCAAGAAGAAAUAG
Messenger RNA from Alternaria alternata, 789 nucleotides. RefSeq lists its product as hypothetical. Bases 1 to 789 code for a protein of 262 amino acids. Lineage: Eukaryota; Fungi; Ascomycota; Dothideomycetes; Pleosporales; Pleosporaceae. The transcript is spliced from 2 exons. The record is from RefSeq and is a predicted model, not a curated record.